This is a messenger RNA of Hydatigera taeniaeformis, 621 nucleotides long. Lineage: Eukaryota; Metazoa; Platyhelminthes; Cestoda; Cyclophyllidea; Taeniidae. The record is from the annotation of a GenBank genome assembly.
AUGAACUUUUUUCGAUUUCUUGGGGACUUCUCUCACUUUGUUGCUAUAAUAAUUUUAUUACUAAAAAUAUGGAAAACUCGCUCUUGUGCAGGUAUAUCUGGAAAAUCGCAGAUGGCAUUUGCGGUGGUUUUUAGUGCUCGUUAUUUGGACCUGUUUACAACAUUUAUCUCCGUCUAUAACUCCGUUGCGAAAGUCGUUUUUAUUGUGUCUUCAUACGCUACUAUAUAUCUUAUGUUUUUCAAGUUUCGUGCUACCUACGACAGCAAUCACGACACGUUCCGUCUUGAGCUUCUAGUUAUUUCAUCUGCAAUUCUCGCUCUCAUAAUAAAUCAUCAAUUUUCCAUCUUUGAGAUUCUUUGGACAUUUUCUAUCUACUUGGAGUCUGUUGCCAUUCUUCCUCAGCUUUUCUUAAUCUCCAAAACGGGUGAAGCUGAAACCAUUACCUCGCAUUAUCUGUUUGCCCUUGGGUCUUACAGAGCACUUUAUAUUUUGAAUUGGAUUUAUCGUUACUUGUUUGAAGGUUACUUUGAUUAUAUUGCUGUUGCUGCCGGAGUCGUCCAAACCCUUCUCUACUUGGACUUCUUUUACUUAUACGUUACCAGAGGUUGGUGUCAACGUUGA